Messenger RNA from Mucor mucedo, 1229 nucleotides. Its product is annotated as thioredoxin reductase. Gene Ontology annotation, biological process: removal of superoxide radicals. The transcript is spliced from 3 exons. Gene Ontology annotation, molecular function: thioredoxin-disulfide reductase (NADPH) activity. The record is from RefSeq and is a predicted model, not a curated record. Lineage: Eukaryota; Fungi; Mucoromycota; Mucoromycetes; Mucorales; Mucoraceae. Gene Ontology annotation, cellular component: cytoplasm. Bases 54 to 1046 code for a protein of 330 amino acids.
CUCGUUUAUUUCGUAUUCCCUUUCGUAGAACUUUUACUACUUCUUUAUUCAACAUGGCUCCUCAACAUCGUCAAGUUGCCGUUAUCGGCUCCGGACCUGCUGGUCACACUGCUGCUAUUUAUCUUGCCCGUGCCAAUUUAAACCCCAUCAUGUUCGAAGGUAUGAUGGCCAACGGUUUCGCUCCCGGUGGACAAUUGACCACUACCACUGAUGUUGAAAAUUUCCCCGGUUUCCCCAAGGGUGUGAUGGGUGGUGAAUUAAUGGAUUUAAUGCGUGCUCAAUCCGAAAACUGUGGUACAGUCAUCGAGACUGAAACCAUUACUAAGCUCGAUACUUCCAGCCGUCCCUUCAAGAUCUGGCGUGAAGGUUCUGAGGAUCAAGAAGAGCCCACCGAUACUGCCGAUGCUGUUGUCAUCGCUACCGGUGCCUCUGCUAGACGUAUGUAUUUGCCCGGUGAAGAUAAGUACUGGCAAAAUGGUAUCUCCGCUUGUGCCGUCUGUGAUGGUGCUGUCCCCAUCUUCAGAAACAAGCCUUUGGUUGUUAUUGGUGGUGGUGAUUCUGCUGCUGAAGAAGCUAUCUAUCUCACAAAGUAUGGUUCCAUGGUUCAUGUUCUCGUUCGUCGUGAUCAACUCCGUGCUUCCAAGGUUAUGGCCAAGCGUCUCUUGAGUCAUCCCAAGGUCACUGUUCACUUCAACACUUCCCCCACAGAAGCCUUUGGUGAUGGAAACCUUUUAACUGCCGUCGGUACACACAACAACAUCACCAAGGAAGAUGGUAAGAUUGAUGCUAGUGGUUUAUUCUAUGCUAUUGGUCACGAUCCCGCAAAUGCUCUUGUCAAGGGUCAAGUUGAGCUCGAUGUUGAUGGAUAUAUUAAGACUGUUCCUGGUACCUCUGAGACAAACGUUGUUGGUCUCUUUGCUGCUGGUGAUGUCCAAGAUAAGCGUUAUCGUCAAGCCGUUACUUCUGCCGGUUCCGGCUGUAUGGCUGCCCUUGAUGCUGAACGUUAUUUGAGUGAACUCGAAUCCGAAGCUGCUGAAAAGUUAUGAAUUUUACCUAGACUUUAAAAAAAAAAAAUAGAUCAAAGUCUAUUAUGUUAUUUAUCCCCCCAACUCUCUCUUAUAUUUUUUUUUUAAUAAUACAUCUAUAUUUUGAAAAAGUAAGGGACGUUCUAUCAAAUAUUUUAUAUCGUCCAAUGGUAUUUUGUGCGAGUUCAAUUGGUUCGUGUUACA